Megachile rotundata (alfalfa leafcutting bee) is the source of this 3148-nucleotide messenger RNA. It is a transcript of the gene Pngl, whose product is annotated as N-glycanase Pngl. The record is from RefSeq and is a predicted model, not a curated record. Gene Ontology annotation, biological process: protein deglycosylation; glycoprotein catabolic process. NCBI's taxonomy places the organism in Eukaryota, Metazoa, Arthropoda, Insecta, Hymenoptera, Megachilidae. Gene Ontology annotation, cellular component: cytosol; cytoplasm; nucleus. Gene Ontology annotation, molecular function: peptide-N4-(N-acetyl-beta-glucosaminyl)asparagine amidase activity.
UUUCGAGUACAAUAUAUGCUUCUCGCAAUUAAAAGCAAAUGUAGAAGAGAAUUUUUAAUUCAGAAGAACCUAGACAGAAUCAAAUAUAUGCCAAGAACCUAAGAAAGCUCAGGAAAAAUCUAAGGAAACUGGAAGAUUCUAGAGAAAAUCCAAAAAGAAUCUAGUGAGAACCUAGUUGUCAAAUUGCAGAUAAAAUAUACCUGCUUGGGUGUAUUCUGUACCUGGUCUGAUGUACCUCCCUAUUUGUGAUUGCAAUAAACCUAUUAUUUUUAUUAUGUAAAUGCACAUAUGCAUAAUGUCCUCCUUACCAUAACAGGAUACAGACUCAUUGAAUAUUCAGUAGAAUAUUUGUUCCAUCUAUUACGUAGUUUCUUGUUUUAUCACGCUUGAUGAGUUAACGUACUUCGUGUGAAUUUACACGUGUCAUCUUUGUUAAUCCUUUACUCGAUAUAAUUAUGGAUAAGAGUUUGCAACAAUGUUUAGAACUGUUAAAAGAAAAUGAAGACGAGAUACGAAAUGGUGCCGAGAAUGCGUUGUUAACCAUCUGUCAAAAUAUUUUAUCACAUCCAAAUGACAAACAGUAUCGAAAGGUGUUGCUCGAUGAUCCUGUAGUUAUUCAAAAAUUGCUUCCAGCUACUGGUGCCAUGGAAUGUCUGUUUGACAUUGGUUUUGUGGAGGCUACAGACUAUCUCUUAUUACCACAAGAGGUAUCUCUCACAAAACUACAAACAUUGGAAAGUUUCCUUGCAAAAAAUGCUAUCAAAAUUAAUCCUGCACGAGCACGUACUGUUAGGAAUUCAGCAAUUUAUGACUUGUUACCUGCAACAUGUAAUAAAAAAGAGAAAGACUUUUUAAUGGGAAUUAUAACAAAUUUUCAACAUGUCCUACGAUAUGAAGAUGAAGGACUUCAAGAAAAAGCUAGAAAAGUAAUACCAAUUAUGGAGCUUGAAGUUGCAACCAUGAAAAGAAUUAGGGAAUUGCAAAAGCAUGCCAAAAUAGCUCAAACAGAAAAGACUGCCAAAAAGCAAUACACUGAGGAUGACAUAGAAGAUGUAAAAGAGUUGUUUCUUAUGGAACUUUUACAUUGGUUUAAAUAUGAAUUCUUUACAUGGGUUGAUGGCUUGAAAUGUACUGCAUGUUCCUCAGAAUGUAAAUAUCUAGAGGUAAUAAAAUCUGAUGACCCUACAAUGUCAAGAAUUGAAGUACAAAGAUGUACCAACUGUGAUACACUGGUUCAAUUUCCACGUUAUUGUGAUCCAGAACAAUUGUUAAUCUCAAGACGUGGACGUUGUGGUGAAUGGGCUAAUGUAUUCACACUGUUCUGUAGAACAUUAGGAUAUGAUGCAAGAUAUGUACAUGAUGAAACAGAUCACGUUUGGACAGAGGUAUGGUCCAUACGCGAACAACGAUGGAUUCACGUAGAUCCGUGCGAAGAUAUUAUGGAUCGACCUCUAAUGUAUGAAAAAGGCUGGAAAAAGAAAUUAACUUAUGUAAUUGCGUUUUCAAAGGAUGAAGUACAAGAUGUUACUUGGCGAUACACGCGAGACCUAUCAGGUGUAUUAAAGAGAAGAAAACUUUGUUCUGAAACUAAAUUAUUACAAUUUAUUGAGUCGUUAAAUAAGUAUCGUCAGUCUUCCGCGAACUACAAUGCCUCUCGUAAGCAGUAUGUAACAAAACGAAAGCUAAUGGAACUCGUCGAAUUAUUACAUAUGCCCAAAGGACAAAAUUCUGACGAUGAUGAUAAUUAUCAAGAAAGAUCCACUGGUUCCUAUGAAUGGAAAUUAGCUCGAGGAGAAAUUUCUCAAGCAAGCCCAAAAGCAAACUAUUCUUGGGAUAUUUCCAAGUAUGGCGAUACAUUCCACUUACGUUAUUCAAUUGUUGAGGAUAGGUAUAAGGUAACAAAUAAUGAUAGUAAAGUAAUAGAAGAAAUAUCUGGGUGGCACAAUGGAGUAUAUGAGUUACAAGGUGGAAUAUUCCGCAAAGUAGAACAUGAUUGGAAAAUGGUAUAUUUAGUCCGUUCUCCAGGAACUAGUCGUGGCAAGAUACAAUGGAACUUUGUAGUAUCGAAUCCAAAUUUAUGUAUAAAGACCAUUAGUUUAAAAGCUGCGGUAAAAACAUUCUUCGAGGCUAAUGUAUCGUGGGAAGUAGAAGCGUUUUUUGAUAAAGUGGACCAAAAUAAAUCGGCUGUUUUUCCUGUCGAUGAUUGUACCAACUAUUAUACAGAUAAGUUGAAGGGAUCGAUAAAAUUGAUUCUUACGGCCACAGUUUCCGGUGGUCAAGGUGACUGUGCGUGGCAACAUGCUCAACUAUUUCGACAAAGUUUGAAAAGCGAAGGAGACCAAUCGUUAGUACUUGAUAUUCAGUUGGAAAAUCGGUAAUCAUAAAAAUUAAGUUAUUGGGAAUUGUUGGUAUGUAAUACGAGCUUUCUUUAUAAUUGGCGUAACUAGGUAGGGACCAGGGUGUACCUACCCCUCUUUAAAGUACGGAUUAACAUUCCUAUCCUUCUAAUUUAGCGCGAAGAACGUAAGACCUAGGAUAUAGUAUAUUAAACACUUUGAGAUUCUUAAAUUCCUACAUUUUUAAUUUUCCAUCUCCGAAAUUCUCAAAAUUUCUCAAUUUCCAAAAGCCGCUUAUGAGGAUCGUUACCGUUAUAAAUGAAGUUAGAGAACCUGAACUACUCUAGGAAAAAAUCCUAGUUACGUAAAUGCUUAUUAUAGCAAUAUAUAUUAAUAUUAUGAAAGUAAAUAAUUAUGAUUAGGAUAAACAUAAUUUCAAAAUAAAUAAAAAUAUCUCAUGUCUAUGAAUUGUUCCUUGAAAGAAGAAUAAUGUAUUUAGUCGCAAAUAAAGAGAAGUCUUCAUGACUUUACAAGUUUGAAAAUUUUUAUUUCAUGUACAAAAUAAGCAGACUAGUGAUGGCACUUUAUAAAGGCAUUCGAGUCCAAAUAAUGUUGUACAAUUUUUAACAAUAAUCUCGCAAACACUAACACUAUCUGAACACAACAUUUUUAUCUUUAUAUAAAUUCUUGUUCAAAAUUUAUCAAAUUAUCGUAUUAUAAAGAAUAUGAUCACUUAAAUGUUUUUCAAAAACAUUAAUAUUUUUUAUUGAAAUAAUCUUGUUUAUAUUAUGUAUAUAUAAUAUGUCGUUGUG